This is a messenger RNA of Euleptes europaea (tarantolino), 3429 nucleotides long. It is a transcript of the gene MIS18BP1, whose product is annotated as MIS18 binding protein 1. Bases 1 to 3429 code for a protein of 1142 amino acids. NCBI's taxonomy places the organism in Eukaryota, Metazoa, Chordata, Lepidosauria, Squamata, Sphaerodactylidae. The transcript has 17 exons. The record is from RefSeq and is a predicted model, not a curated record.
AUGCCUUUGAAGGCCGUUUUCCUCAACAGCAUCCCUGGGGACACGCCUCUCAAGCACCUUGCGAAAUUUCGAGCAGCUUCAACUCCUGCAGGAAGAGAAGCUGCUCCUUCUUGUCAGGCGGGCUUGGAAAACGAUGCGCACAGAAGAAACAUUUUCCAGUCCACUUUACUUCCCACUGGUGGCUCUUGUAAGGAAGGGUUCCUUAACAUCACUGCCAUAAAGCCAGUCUCUGGCGGUGGGUCAGGGUGGCUUGCCGUUCACCCCAAAGAGGAAGCUGUGACAAAGAAGGUGCUGCUGAAGCGUAAAGCGUGUGAGCCGUUGUCCCUCGAAUCUCCAGCAAAAUCCUCCUCCAGAACGCCAUUGAGGGCGGCCAUUGCCCACCAGCAGAAGCAGCUGACGGGGAGGCAACUGUCGGACACCCAGAGCACCGCAGAUUUCAUUGUUUCUCCUACUAGACAUCUGAACCCUUUGGAAAGGCAGGAUAAAAAAAUCAUGGCUGUGAGCGCACCAAAGGAAGACCUGUUCAAGAAGCCUCUCGGAGAGCCCAGAGCACAUUCUUCACCUUACCAAGCCAAGCAAAAUGGUCCCCUUUCAGCUCCAGCGAAGCAGCCUGUAACAACAUCUUAUGCAGCUGAAGAACAGCUAAAUGAUCUCAGUGAAGGGUAUCCGAACACCACCUGUGGUCAGGAUGAUGCUUUUCUCUUGGAAGUAACAGAAUUGGAAAAUGACACCUUUAACGCUAAUGCCGCAGAUGUGACCUGUGGUCCAGAUCCUCACAUGCCACUUGCUAGGCUUCCUCAAGAGGAAAAGGCUUUGCCGGAAUGCAACCAGAAGCCAGGCCAGAGCGGGGUGCCUGUGUUGGAGGCCGAACAUCAGAGGGCUUCACAAGACUUGCGGGAUAUACUUGCUACUCCAAAAGUCCAUAUACCCAGGAAACAAAAACCAGCUGAUGCAACUUUCAAGGUGCCCUCGAGUGUCCCAUGCAGGGAUACAGCCUACGGCAACACACCUGAGGAGGUGCAGCAGCAAAUUGUUCUCAGCCACUGGAGACUCAAGGUGCUGAACGACACCAAGGUGAUCCUGGAAGGAAAACGAAGAGGGAUGAAAGACAUUUAUUGGCACAGCAAUGCGAUUGUGGAACGAAUUGCGCACAACCAAGUUAAAACCUCAUCUGGAAACGUCUAUGUCUUAGAAGGCCAAAUGGAUGCAGCUACCAUGAGGAAAGAAGGAAUACCAACAAAAUUCAUAACGAAGUUUGCGUUUGGAAUACCAAAAAAUUGGAAAGCAUACGUUCACGAUCUACUCCAUUCUUUGAAGAGGAAAGUGCAAAAAUCCUAUGAUUCAUGUGAAGAUAAUGAUGAGACAGAAGAUUCCGUGCAGACACCAGAAGGAGCAGGCGGGGAAGAGCCACCUCCCAAUAUUAAGCGGAAACAAAGAACAAAAAACUGCACUUAUGAAGUAUUGCAACUGAAGAACAGAAAACAACUCGGCAAGCAGCAAAAGACACCCCAAUUGCAGCAUGACCCCAACGCCAGCUUCACCCGUAGCGGCCGGCGCGUUAAGCCCCCACUACAGUACUGGUGCGGUGAAAGGAUCGUUGUUGAUCAGGGGCUAAAUGUGACGAUUACCAAAGGCAGCAUCAACUACUUGACUCCUAUCCAGUACAAGGAUCCAGAACACACGCACACUAUGAAUGGCCAAGGGACCAAUAUUUACAUCUCAAAAUGGGUCCUGAGGCGGUAUGAGACAGUGAGCAGUGCAAGACCUCAGCACACGAAAAACCUCCGCUCCCCAGAGGAGACUGGACAGGGCAGUGUCAGUACGGGAGUGAAUAGUAAAAAACCAAAGAGCGUCGGAAAAGUGGUGGAACCUGGAGGCAAGGAAAAGCCACCGCAUUUUGUCUCGGACUCUGAAGAAAAUACACAGGAUCUUUCCCCCGAGGACAUUUGCAGGAAACGGGCUGUCAUUACCCUGACCCCACUGAACUGCAAGAAGGCGAGCGAGAAGAGCAGCUGGCCCCCGAGGAAGCGAGCUGAGCCGUUGGAAAGCAACGGGGGCAGAGAAAGCGUGGACAGAGAGCCCGCCCACAGAGAGCCAGCCCACCUCAAGUACAUGCUGCGAUCACAGAAACAGCCUCGCCAAAAGGAGCCAGGUGCAGAAAACUCCACAGAGGGCAGCGACUCGAGUCAAGAUUUCCCAGUUAUCAGGAGGAAAGCGCAGCCCUCGUUCAGGAGGGAGGUGCCCAACUUGAAGUCGGUGCCUGACAAAAAGCAGCCCAGCGAUAUAAAGAAGCUGCCUUCUGCGCCGGAGAGAAAAGAAGACCCUCCUGGCCCUUCCUUGCAAAGCAGGCCGACAGGGGCCAUGUCAUCUUGCCAGAAUGGCAAGCCGGAAAGCCCGUCUCCUUCCAGUUUGGCCAACGGCUCUCCUGGACUCCAAAGGUGGAGCCGACAGCGUUUGCGUCAAGGAAGCCGGAAGUGCAAGAAAUACAUCUUUGAACCAGAGUCGGAAAGUGAAUCCAGCCCCGGGGAUUUUGAAUUCAGAAGGGAAAAGGGGAAGGCUCCUGGCCAGAGAGUCGACCGAGCGGAGCCCAGCAGUGCCAAGUCCUCAGCUGCAGCAGCAGGAAGCACGUCGGAGAAGAGGCGGGAGCGGGAUGGCGGGGGCUGGCUUUCUGACGGCAGCGAAGUCUGGACCGAGGCAGAACUGCAGAAGCUGCACAGGGCUGUGGCUUCUUUCCCAAAACACCUGGGCGGGUUCUGGCUGCGCGUGGCCGAGGCUGUGGGGUCCCGAUCGGCUGAAGAGUGCCAGCAGAGGUACAUGGCAGAGCAGGAAGGCAGAAAGCAGGCCCCGAAGAAGAUCACCAAGACUGGGCAGAAGGAAGACAAAGGUACGGGGCUCUCACCUUCUAAGCAGCCAGCGAUCAGCGCCAAAGUGGGGACGCUUAAAAGGAAGCAGCAGAUGCGGGACUUCCUGGAACAGAUGCCCAAGGACAACCACGAGGACAUCUUCAGCGCAACACCCUUCCAGAACAGAAACACAAAGUUGCCGCAGUUCCACACGGUCCAAGAGGAGGAUAUCUUCCAGCUCAAAGACAGCCGCCCCAUCACCCCCUCCUCUGCCAUCUUUCCUCUGACGAAGACCCCGCAGUGUGAGCACGUCACCCCUGGCAUGCUGGCACCUCUGGACAGGAAAGACCAUGACAAGCACGUCUACCACCUGCAAAAGAACCUCAAGGGCAAGGAACAGACAUGGAACAACGUGAAAAGGAAGCCGGCUGGGCCCAGUUUUGGUACACCAACCUCUCGAAGAAUGAACAUCUUUACCUAUGAUGAAGGUUCCCCUGCCCAGCUGAACUCAAGGCCUCUUUUCCCGGCAGCGAGAGGCUUCCUGCCUGAUGAAGAAGAGGACGAGGACUUGUAUUUUUCCACGUAG